AUGCAACGCUUCCGCCAUUUCCAUGGGCGCAGGAAUGGCAGAAAGGAUACUGCCACCUUCCAUCCUUCAAUCAUCACGGCUGUGUCGUCCUCAUCCAGUGAUCAGGAUGCUCUUUCGGAAGACUCUGAUUGGAGCGACGGGGAGUCAGAUGCCUUUUGCUGCUACAUUUCCCUCGCAUCGGCUCGCGAGGCCGACUCUGUACUUGGCUUGGGCUUGUUCGCCCACCGCCGGACGCGCCGCCAAGUCCGUUACGGCCUCCCGCACGACAUGUCUUUCAGCCUGGACUACGUGGAUGUGGCAGCCUUCAAUGCGGGGCUAGAAGCCAUGAAAGAUCGAGGUCGGGAGCCUGCCUUAGUCUCGUCUUCUCGUGGCCAGCUCAAUGCCUGGCUUCCUCUCUACGUCGAUUCGAAGCACUGGGCCCGCGCCAGGGAGUAUGUGGAGUCGGCCGUCAUGACCUUGUCUGGUGCGCACCGUGAUGAAGCCUUUCCAGAAACCGCUCUUUCAGUCUGCUGUUCACUGCUGACGCAGGCAGCUGUAUCUCUCAGCCUGGGGCAUAGCAGAGUCACUGAGCGUGCUGUCCAGAUGUAUGGAGAUGCACACAGGUUGCUCCUGCAACUAGCUUGUGAGUGGCCUGAGCUGCAGAUGGCGGCCAGCCAUCGCUUGCGCCUAUUUCUGCAUCAUCCGGAAUCGCGCCUUCGCCAAGCCACCCACAGCUUGGGAGACCUUCUCCACUGCUUGCUGAUAGUUGAUGACCUGGAGUGGGAGGAGCUGAAGACUACCAUCAUUCCGGAAGCUUUGCGAAGGCAUGUCUGGCGUCAGGAGUGCAAGGGCUUUUACUUUGACAGCGCCAGCUUGGAUCGGACUGCAUCAGGUGUCCUUGCACAGUGGGAGAACUUUGCACCGGAUGCGUGCAAGGUCCUGUGCUUCAUAGCCACCUAUUUGUGCAGAGUGGGUCGGCCCCAGGGAGCUUCUCUCCAAACGGUGAUGGCAGCCUUCGACAGGAACCAGGGCCGCCUCCCAAAAGCACAUGAAGAGAUCGCUGCUGUGUGCAGCUCCCUGCAGGAGGCCUCUCUACCUGCAGUUCUGGAUUUGAUGGGAGCCUCCUACUCUGAGGACUUUCUUGCUGAAAUGGUGUUGUGGGCUGUCCGGCAUGGUUCGAGCCAGUGGAGGGGCUGGCGCAGGGAAGCCAAGGAACUCAUGGAAGAGGGCAUGGAGGGCCCAGAUGACCUUUGCCCGUUGCUGUACCGACUGCAAAGAGGCAAGCCACUGAAACCUUCAAGAGGUCACACCCCAAAGUAUGUGUGGAAGCCCAAGCAGCCAGAGAUGGGUUUCCCAGAUUGGGAGCUGACACCCUACGGGCACCUGGCAGCUUACAGCCACUUGGAGCUUCAGGUUUUGUGCAGCUGGCUGGCGCUCUAUGGUUCCGGUGGUUAUCUUUCUGAGUGGCCUGCGUGGUGGUACUACAGCUGGUGA
This is a messenger RNA of Symbiodinium pilosum, 1473 nucleotides long. The record is from the annotation of a GenBank genome assembly. NCBI's taxonomy places the organism in Eukaryota, Dinophyceae, Suessiales, Symbiodiniaceae.